This is a messenger RNA of Rhinichthys klamathensis goyatoka, 1533 nucleotides long. RefSeq names its product collagenase 3-like. Gene Ontology annotation, cellular component: extracellular matrix. Bases 130 to 1533 code for a protein of 467 amino acids. Lineage: Eukaryota; Metazoa; Chordata; Actinopteri; Cypriniformes; Leuciscidae. The record is from RefSeq and is a predicted model, not a curated record. The transcript is spliced from 10 exons. Gene Ontology annotation, biological process: proteolysis; collagen catabolic process; extracellular matrix organization. Gene Ontology annotation, molecular function: metalloendopeptidase activity; zinc ion binding.
ACUCACAGAAGUUUGUGGCUGAUAAUUUCCCCCGUUGCUCAACACCUCACAGUUUUAAGAGUAUAUAAGCCUCCAUCAGACGCUUCCAAUCAGAAGAGAAGCUCAAGAUCGUAAGAAGCAACUCACAACAUGAGGAGGAUUCACCGCCAGCUGGGUUUUCUUGCAAGCCUGGUGCUUGUUAUUCACGCAGGACCGAUUGCACAGCCUGUUGAUGAUGAUGGAAUUGCAGAGAAUUACCUGAAGAGCUUCUACAAAUUGGAAUAUAAUCCUAAUCCUUCAGCCAGAGAGCCGGAUCCACUGCCUGAUAAAUUGAAAGAGAUGCAGAAGUUUUUUAGGCUUAAUGUCACUGGAACGCUGGACAAAGAAACACUGGAGGUGAUGAAGAAGCCCCGCUGUGGAGUUCCAGAUGUCGCUGCGUACUCCAAGUUUAGAGGCAGACCCAAAUGGCAGACCAACAAGCUCACAUACAGGAUUGAGAACUACACCCAUGACAUGACAAAAGCAGAGGUGGAUGAUUCCAUCAGAAGAGCCCUGCAAGUGUGGGCAGACGUCACUCCUCUGAGAUUCACCCGUAUCUACAAAGGCACAGCUGACAUCAUGAUCUCCUUUGCCACAAAAAAUCAUGGUGAUGGUAUGGCAUUUGAUGGACCACACGGCGUUUUGGCUCAUGCUUUCGCUCCCUCAUCUGGAAUUGGUGGAGAUGCACAUUUCGAUGAUGAUGAGGAUUUCACAUUCCGCUUACCACGUGGUUAUGUCCUGUUCUUGGUGGCUGCCCAUGAAUUUGGUCACUCUUUGGGUCUUUCUCAUUCCGACGAUUCUGGCGCUCUGAUGUUUCCCACAUACAGCUUCAGCGAUCCGGGUCUCUUCUCUCUGCCCUCUGAUGACAUCAGAGGGAUUCAGUCGCUCUAUGGCCCAAACAAAGACAGAAUCCAAUCUGAUCCAAACUUACCAACGGCUCCUAAUGCUUGUGACCCUAACCUGACCUUUGAUGCUGUUACAACUUUUAAGGGAGAAACAAUGUUCUUCAAGGACAGCUUUUUCUGGCGUAGUUCUCAAAGCAGAGGUGUGGCGCAACUGAUCAAGAGUUUCUGGCCCAACUCUCCAGACAAUAUAGAUGCUGCUUACGAAAGUCCAGUCCAAGGAAAAGUUAUCUUUUUCAAAGGUAGACAAGUCUGGGCUUUUAAUGGAAACAACGUUGAGCCGGGCUAUCCCAAGCUUCUCAGCCACUUUGGUCUGCCAUUGUCCGUAAGUAAAGUUAAUGCUGCCGUCCACAACAAAAAGUCAGGAAAAACACUUCUCUUCGUUGACAAGAUGUACUACAGGUAUGAUGAGAGGGCGAAGAAGAUGGACACAGGGUAUCCCAAACGAAUGGCAGAUAGAUUUCCAAGGAUGACCGGAGAGGUUACAGCAGCCCACCUGUCCAAAGGUUACAUUUAUCUCCACAGCGGGACAAAGAUGUAUGUGUUCAGAUCCAACAGUAAGAGGCUUCACCGUGUGCUGAAGAGUAAUUACUUCCUGCCCUGUUUGUCAUGA